This is a messenger RNA of Cladocopium goreaui, 2838 nucleotides long. The record is from the annotation of a GenBank genome assembly. Lineage: Eukaryota; Dinophyceae; Suessiales; Symbiodiniaceae.
GCACAGACCACAAAUCCCGACACGUCGCAGAGCGCUCUUGAGCUGCUCAAAACAAGUUUGGUAGCGGAGCCUCCUCCGGGGGGCUGCCUCGCACGCGGGGCGUUGCGCCUGGGGAGCUCGCGAUCCAGGACAACUUCACCUACCAGCUGGGCGCUGCUACAUCCUUGCUGGCUCCUUCGGCACCUUCCUGGUUGGUCUGCUGACCAUUGGCUUUUGGGCUUUGUGGUGGACUACCUGGACUUCGCCGACAACACCUUGGCCUUCCCUGCGUACCUCCUGACCGUCCACUUUGCCUUUGACUUGGCUGGCCUGGUCUCUGUGUACCUCCUGGUGGUCCUCUCUGACAAGGGCGACGGCACGAUGACCAGCCCACCUACGACGGGAUCCAUCCCUCUUCAGGAGUUCAGGAGAGACAUCCCUCCAGGGUGGACUCCAGGGGACUCCGCCUACCCAUUGCGCCUCUACUUCGACAAGUUGAAGCUCUGGUACCGCAUCUGCAAUUUGGAUGACGAGAUCAUUGGGCCUCUCAUUGCAGGCAGACUUUACGGCCGCGCUGCAAAGAUAGCCCUGAACCUACGGGUACCUCGACCAGACGGUGGCUUCGACACCGGCGAUGCUGCUCUCGCUCGCUUGAGCGUUGACGAGGUCAGAGAUCCUCAGAGCGGCAACAUCAUACAAAGCCACAUCCCAUCAGGUGUCCAGUACCUGACCUCGGCAUUGAAGGCCGCAUUCGGUCAACAGGACCAAGACUUGGCGACUCAGGCUUUUGAGAAGUUCUUCAACAUCUCCAGGAACAAGAUGACCUUGGCCGAGUACAGCGUCGAGUUCGAGUCCAGACUGGAUGAGGCGAGCGAUCGCGCUGGCCUUCAGUUGAACGAGGUCGGAAGAUUCUUCCUCUUCUUCAAGCACAGCGGCUUGAGUGCAAAGACCGUGGACGACAUCAAGCUGCAGAUUGGGGGCGACUACACGCGCUUUCAAGAAGCUCGUGCACUGGCCCUGAGACUCAGCCCCAAUCGCAAUGACGACACCACGGAGAUCUUCUAUGGCGACAACAACGAGGAGGAGAACUACGACCUGGACUAUUGGUACGGCGACCACGAUGAUGAUGAUGGCUGGUGGCAGUACUAUGAUGCUGACGAUGGCUGGUACGACUAUGAUGACUCAGCUGGCAUCUGGUAUGACUGCUACGAGGAUGACCAAUGGUAUGAGGACUAUGGGGAAGCCUCCAACGAAGAGGUGCCACAGAUGCCAACCACCGACAAGAACGAGGAGAAGAACGAGGAUGAUGCAGCCUACUACAAGGGCAAAGGCAAGGACAAUGACGGCAAGGGCUAUGGAAAGCGAUCAUGGUAUGCAUCGUCAUCGAGUGCAACUACCUCCACCAACUUCAACGGCUAUGGAGAGACCUACAAGAAGGACACUUCAAAAGGGCUUGACAUUGGUGCAGGAGUUCCCAACUCAAACACCUCACUUCCAAAGCCUGGCAACUCUCCAAAGGAGUACAGCAUCCAUGGGCUUUCAGAGGACGAGGAGAUCAUCAAGCUUGGACGUGUGGAGCGCACCAGAUCGAGCUCUACCAGUGAUGAGUUGGCGGAGGACGACAAGAAGGAGAAGAAGGACAAGAAGCAUGCCACUGCUUUCUCCUUUGUCUCGAGCUUCUACGACACCCACGAGUACUUUGUGGUUCGUGGCCAGAAGAGACAGGGAUUGAUUGUGGAUCCUGGAGCUGCCUCCGGACUUAUAGGGUCUGAAACCCUCAGGGAGCUUCUCAACAACUGCGUGGAGCCCUACGGCCUUGCAGAUCAGGUGGAGAUCAAGAAGGACAAGACUUCGCCAGUCAGUGGAAUUUCUGGCAUGUCUGACAGGACUUUGGGCCAGGUGACAAGUCCACUGGUCACGAAUGGCCAAAGCAUUUCCUUCACAGGAGAAGUUCUUGGAGGUGAAGGCAGCCUGUGCCCUGCUCUCAUUGGCAACCCUUCGCUGCGACGCAUGAGCAGUGUCAUCUUUUGCAACUACUUUGAAGAUGGUGAUGGAUUGCUCACCGUCGACAUGGAUGCCGACAACCACAACGACCAGGAGAUUUCCAAGGUCAAGCUCUUCCGGCUUUUGCUGACGGAGUCAGGCCACUACCUGUUGCCGACAGAUGAGCCGACCAAGCACAAGUUGCGCGAUGGCAUCAAGCAGGAUGUGACGGCGUUCUUCAACAAGGUAGCAACCCAAGCCACUCAGCUAUGGCAAGAUGUCUGCCCAAGAAUGAAGCAUUGCUUCCUUUCAUCACGGCCUGCUCAGACGGAAGGCGACCGGGGUGAACAAGAGAAGUCAUGCACCACUGCAACAGAGAACAACAAGAAUGACACUCCGCUGCAGACAUCCUCUACUUCAACUUCCGAUGCAGCUGAUGGCAACACUGAUGAGCGGAAAGAGAAUGAGCAGGAAAAGAACGGCGCCAAGCACAGCAACUAUGAACAUGUUUCACAUCAAGGCAUUUUGCCUGGCGCGGAUGCGCCCAGUGCUCAGUUGGAGCACCACGUACAGAACGACAAGGAGCUGACUAAGCCCUGCGACACUUUUGAGAAGGGAUUUCAACAGUUUCACUCCGAGGAUGACUUUCCGCAGUACAAGGAGGACAUCCUGCCGAAUGACAUGGACCAGGCAAAGCUCCGAAAGCGCUAUCGCGCCAUCCCAGAGGAGUACUACUCCAAAUCAGGCCAAUCACACCCAACAACUUCCAGAAAUGGUUUUCUCGAGCCAAAGGACGUGGUCUCAAAUGGCACUUCUGGGAAGUUUGCAGCGGCAGUGGAAGACUAUCCCUCACCUUGCUCCUGGCCGGCCUGGUGA